Molecule: messenger RNA, 2540 nt
Organism: Aphanomyces invadans
Lineage: Eukaryota; Oomycota; Saprolegniomycetes; Saprolegniales; Verrucalvaceae
Exons: 3
Coding region: 35-1459 (474 amino acids)
Biological process (GO): RNA 3'-end processing
Cellular component (GO): TRAMP complex; nucleolus
Molecular function (GO): mRNA binding; poly(A) RNA polymerase activity
Source: RefSeq, a predicted model, not a curated record
UGUUGGCGCAGCAGCAUUGGGCUGGACCGACGGCAUGGGGAAAAAGAAGGGCAACAAGAGCGGCGGGCACGACGAACCCCCGACGGACGUCUCCCGUUCCAAGAAGAAACGUAACAAGAAGGUCCAGGCAAGCAAGGAGCAGCAUUUUGAGCUGAAGAAGAAGAAGAAGGAGAAACUCGACAAGUUGAGGCUCCAAGAACAUCCCAAGCGCCGCCGACACAAGCCUGUUGGCAAAAAUGUCGACGAACCCGUGGACAUCCACCACCCGUCUCCUGACGUUGACAGCGAUAGCGACGUGGCCUCGACUGAAUCCACGUACAUCUCCAUCAAGGAAUCGUCCACUGACGACAAUCCCACAAAAGUGUCCAGGACGACGCUGAUCCGUUCUGUCUCUGAGGAUGACACCCCGUGGAUGAAGCCUGGCCAUCGAUACCGACUUCCGAACGUGUUUCUUUGUCUACACGACGAAAUCCUGGACUUUGUUACGUUCUUGAGUCCGACGCCAGAAGAAGUGAAGGCACGGAAAGCACUAGUCAAGACCAUGCAGGACCUGGUUGCAUCGUUGUGGGACGGUGCUUCGUUGAGCGCGUUCGGGUCUUUGUUUACCGAGAUGUACCUUCCAUCAAGCGACAUCGACAUGGUGGUGCUAGACGGGCCGAGUGGAAAGGAACCUCUGUACACGCUGGCGCAGCGGCUGGAAGACCUCGGGAUCGUGUCGUUCUUAGAGGUUGUUGACUCGGCGCGCAUUCCGAUCGUCAAGUUCGUGCACACCGAGUCGGGCCUGAGCGUCGAUGUGUCGUUUGGGGUCACGAGUGGGUUUGCGACCGGUGACCUAGUCAAGGGAUACCAGGAGAAGUUUCCAGCAUUUCGGCCGCUUACGCUUGUCCUCAAGUACUUUUUGCAGCAACGCGGGCUCAACGAAACGUUCAAGGGCGGAGUCGGGUCCUUUCUGCUCCAGCUCAUGGUCGUCAGCUUCCUCCAGCACAAGAAUCGGAACAGCUCGUAUUCAAACUCAAUGCAAGACCUGGGCCACCUCCUUGUCGACUUUUUCGACUUGUACGGCAAUGUGUUCAACUCGACGGACCUGACGAUUUCGGUGCGGGAUGGCGGAGCGUACGUGAUGAAAGAGUCCAGGAACUGGAAAAACUAUCAGCGACCAGACUUGCUUUCGAUGGAGAACCCGCACGACACGAAUCACGACGUCGGGGCCAACUCGUAUGAAGUGCGACGAGUGUUCAAAGUGUUUUCCCACGCGGCCAAGGUCCUCAAAGCAGAGAUUUGCCAUCGAGGGUCGGUCGACAUGCACCACGACGAUUAUGGGACGAGUAUCUUGGAAAGAAUCAUUGCCAAAGAUGUGCUGCUCCAGGAUCGCGUCGGCCCAGACACGUUUGGCUUUGCCAUGCGUAAACCCGACAUGGAAGCACUUCGACAUCAGGGAAAACUCCAUCGGCGGCAUUAAUUGUAAUGGACAUUGCCCCUUGCAGCCGGCGUGCUCUCGAUGGACCAGAUGCGCUGGAUGCCAUGGACUGAAAAGCACGCUAUCUCGAUCUUGCGACGUCGAGAUCGUUGACGAGAUAUUGCUCCAACGCAGAAACUAUUGGCAGCAUCAAACGCAUGGUACCAUUAUGUAGCGACUUAUUCUUCAAGUUCAAAACGGAGUCACUUGGGGCCGCCAACUUGGUCACUUUGGCCACCACGGGGACGACAUAUCCGACCAUACCAAGCGUCGCGGGGUAAAACACCGAAGAUAGAGUCACGGCAGCGGCCCACGUCCCGAUAGCCGACCCAACGUCGCCCAUGCCAUAUUGGUUAAGAAUUGGGAGGAUGUCGACGCCUUGGAGUAGCGCCAUGUAGAUGGAUGUGACCACGGUAAGGCCCAUGAACCGCGCUCCGAUCAUGUAGCACGCGCCGUACUUGUCCAUUACAGUCGUGACGCCGGACAAACCCUUCUGCAAGAUAGACGGAGCUGCCGCGGCACCGGAAGCUGGGAGCCUACUCUCAACUCAGGGAACAUCUUCGAGAUGCAAGCCGCCGCAGCGACGUCCAACGGCAUGCGGAGCCGGCGCAAUGGACGACUGCACGCAAAUGCAAGGGCGAAUUCAGGCGAGAUCGUCACUCCUACGGGUCCUUGUGAGGUUUAGGUGGCAUCGUCAAAAGCACCUGAGAGCUGGAGUAACCCGUACGUUCCAAACACGGACGCCAUGUCCGAAGCAAUCAUGACACCAAGCGUGAGUGUCGUGUGGUUUUUGAGCGCAGCGUUGAAGUGGUCGACGGCAUCUUGGAGAAGCGACGAGCGGUUGCGAUCUUCUUGCGGCGAGAACGACGACGGAGGUGGCUGGAAUGUCGAACAAACAGGGCGAGAGGCAGAGCUGAAGAUCCUUUGCGAUGUGCGGGAGGCCAUGGUGUGGCGCAUGACCGCCGGCCGAACCAACUUACGGGACAACAUGGCUCCAGAGGCACCACCAACGAACUGCGAAUGUCAUUGUGCGUAGCAUGCAAUGCGACAGAGUUGAUUGGUCAAAAUUGAUGGUAUAAUCCCG